AUGGGGAUUGGGGAUUUGGGAUUUGGGAUAGGGAGGAACUCUAUCAGAGGUCAGCCUCCGACUAACAAACUCGGCCCCUUCUGUCAAAGCUUCAGAAUCCCAACAAAUAAACUACUUCUCCUUGGCUUUGCCCUCCUUAUGGCCCCUGACGCUUCAGCUGCCCUUGCAGUGAGGGAUAAAGUUCAACAAUUUCUCAAUGCUGCUGUUACUGGGAAUCUUGAUCUCUUAAAGAAUUUGGCCGGGCAACUUGAUGAAGGGAAGGAUUUGGCAAAAACUGUGGCUGAUAUUAAGGAUGCCAACAAGCGAGGGGCCCUUCAUUUUGCUGCGAGAGAGGGCAAGACUGAGGUGUGCAAGUACUUGCUGGAGGAACUGAAGCUUGAUGUUGAUACAAAGGACGAAGACGGUGAGACUGCUCUUAUUCAUGCUGCUCGGCAAGGCCAUACUGAUACUGCAAAAUACCUGCUUGAUUCUGGUGCCAAUCCUGCUAUAGCCAGUGAUUUAGGGGCCACAGCUCUUCAUCAUUCCGCUGGACUAGGAGACAUUGAGUUACUGAGGUAUUUGAUCUCCAAAGGUGCUGAUGUUAAUUCCCAAAGUGAAGCUGGCACUCCUUUGAUUUGGGCUGCUGGUCAUGGUCAACAAGAUGCUGUGAAAGUUUUGUUAGAACACCAUGCCAAUCCAAAUUCUGAAAAUGAUGACAGUAUUACUCCUUUGUUAUCUUCUGUUGCGGCUGGUUCACUGCCAUGCUUAGAGUUAUUGAUUCAGGCUGGUGCCAAAGUAAAUAUUAGUGCAGGUGGAGCAACCCCUUUGCACAUUGCUGCUGAUAUUGGCAGCCCAGAGAUCUUACAUUUAUUGUUGAAAGCUGGAGCAGAUCCCAAUAUCACUGAUGAGGAUGGUUUGAAGCCUAUACAGGUCGCAGCUGCAAGAGGGAACCGCAGUGCUGUUGAGAUUCUCUUUCCCUUGACUUCAAAGCUUGAAACCAUCCCAAAAUGGACGGUUGAUGGCAUACUUGAGUAUAUGCAGUCUGAAACAAGCAGACAACAGGAACAAGCUAGAAACUUGAAGGAACUUAAUGUGCCAAAAGACUCUACAUCACCAAAACAAGAGCUCCCUGAGGUGACCCCUGAAGCGAAGAAGAAAGCUGCAGAAGCAAAAUCAAGAGGAGAUGAUGCUUUCAAAACGAAGGAUUAUAAUAUGGCCAUUGAUGCAUAUACACAGGCAAUUGAUAUGGACCCGACCGAUGGUACUUUGUUUUCUAAUCGAAGCCUUUGUUGGAUGCGUCUUGGUCAACCUGAGUAUGCCUUAGCUGAUGCAAAGGCCUGCAGGGCAUUAAAACCAGAUUGGGCAAAAGCUUGCUACCGAGAAGGUGCAGCAUUGCGCCUAUUGCAGGCAUGUGCUCACUUAACCAUCUCAUGA
Molecule: messenger RNA, 1413 nt
Organism: Prunus armeniaca (apricot)
Lineage: Eukaryota; Viridiplantae; Streptophyta; Magnoliopsida; Rosales; Rosaceae
Source: the annotation of a GenBank genome assembly